Messenger RNA from Paramecium sonneborni, 168 nucleotides. NCBI's taxonomy places the organism in Eukaryota, Ciliophora, Oligohymenophorea, Peniculida, Parameciidae. The record is from the annotation of a GenBank genome assembly.
AUGAAUAGAAUAUAGAGUUAAUUUAUUUUAGAAAAAUGUUAUGCUGAGAAAAUUGAAUAUCUUUGGAAUAAUUAAUUAUUAGUAUAAGUGAAAGAGUCUAUAUCUAAAAUAAUGUGUAGAAAGAGUAAUAAUGUUAAGAGUAAGAGGGAUAUGUUUAUUACAUAAUGA